AUGCCUUUGACACCUGAUAUUCAGUCAAGGGCCAUCAUUCAUUUCAGAGUUUCUCAACAACCAUCAAGCACAGUUAAGUUAACAUUAAAAGGAGUUGUUGAAAAAUUGGAGUCAAAAGUUAUUCAACUUGAGGACAAAGUUAUUGGAUUGGAAGUUCAACUUAAAGAAAAUAAUGAAAUAAAAGAAACGUUGCAAUCAGACGUGAAUCAACUAAAGGCCAAACUCAAUCAGCAAGAAUAUUUCGAAACUUCACUGCAAAAUAACCGCCCGUCGCCAACUGCUGGAAAACCUGGAAAGAGCAGUACCCCCAGAACAUGUCUAGAACUUCGUUCAACUAACCCCGUUCUGUCAUCCGGAAUACAUUGGAUCGAUCCGGACGGCGACGGAGGAGACAGUCCUAUCACCGUCUACUGCAAUAUGACAACAGGAUCGACUGUCAUUCUGCACGACAGCGAAUCGCCUAUGGAUGUCGGACAUUGCGCUGAUCCUGGAUGCUAUUCAAGAGUCAUCAAAUAUAACGCGACCUAUGGACAAAUGAAAGCUUUAGCAGAUUUAUCGGCGAGAUGUCAACAGUCCAUCAAAUACGAUUGUUUUUUACGCUCCACUCGAGCUUAAUAAUGUCGCCUAUGGCUGGUGGAACGACAGGGAUGGAAAUGCGCAAUAUUUCUGGGCCGGAAAUAACGACGCUGGAAUUCACACUUGUCAGUGCGGAAUCAGCGGAAAUUGCAUCGACGCCUACGCCAAAUGCAACUGCGAUGCGAUCGCUUCAGCGCAGUUAGUUGAUGAUGGUGUCAUUACCAAUAAGGAACUUCUUCCCAUCACUCGUUUGAACUUUGGUCGGACUCAACUGGAAACUUCAUUCGGUGUCCAUACGCUUGGCAACUUGGAAUGCUCAGGGAGUGUGGCUGCCGUUAUGGGAAUUCCGACGUCAUGUAAAGAUUUGUGGCUUCUUGGCUACUACCUGAGCGGGUUGUAUUCCAUCAAGGGGGCUGCAAUGAUAGAAACCGUUUAUUGCGAUUUUAAUAAACUCGUUGAGGAAGAAGGUUUUCAAAAAUGGAUAGGAUAUUCUAACAUUAAAUCAUUCCCAGCACAUUUCUAUGUCCAAAAGGAGGCUUCCUUCUGUACACCUAAUACUCCCAUUCCGUUCGAGGUAGAAAGACUCAACGUCGGAAAUGCCAUGAAUUUAGCGACUGGAAAAUUCACGGCUCCUGUCAAGGGAACUUAUUACUUCGCAUUUACUGCACUGGCACAUUUUCCGCAAUCUUCUGCAACCCGAUUGUAUUUAGACAUCUUGCUAUAUUUAAAUGGCAAUCGAAUUGGAAGGGCGCAGGUUGAUGAAUCCAACACCGUUAAUGGUCAAUAUUCCCCGUUGGUUCUCCACUCGUCGCUGCAAUUGAACAUUGGAGACCAAGUCUGGAUGCAAAUAUCUGAGGCUGAUGACAUAUCAAGUGAAGUGUGUCUGAUGGACGACGCUUCCAAAUCCACUCAUUUCACUGGAUGGUUACUGGAAGAGGAAAUUGUUGCGUCACUUUAAAUUUUCUGCGUAUAGUCGAAGAAAAC
Molecule: messenger RNA, 1560 nt
Organism: Daphnia pulicaria
Lineage: Eukaryota; Metazoa; Arthropoda; Branchiopoda; Diplostraca; Daphniidae
Product: collagen alpha-1(III) chain-like
Exons: 8
Coding region: 1-615 (204 amino acids)
Molecular function (GO): extracellular matrix structural constituent
Source: RefSeq, a predicted model, not a curated record